AUGGUGCACGUAUUUGUUCAUUCAGUCGUCCAAGAAAAGGCCCUGUUUCGAGAAAAUGAUGAGAUGCCUGAACUUGGAAACGUUUUAGACCCCAAUUACCUGGACUGGUAUCCAUAUCUUUUAAACUGGCCAUGUGACAAUACGUCUCUCUACACAUUAGUAAUGACAGAUCCUGACUCCCCCUCAAAAUACAAACCAAAGAUGCGGGAGUGGCAACAUUGGUUGGUUGGCAACAUCCACGUGGCGGUUGAAGAGGGCGAUUUCUUACCGGAUGUUUUCGAAUCCGACAUGAUGUCUAAGUACAUUCCGCCGUAUCCAAAGAAGGGAACCGGUUUCCAUCGCAUUGUCUUUUUGGUAUACAAGCAACCGAUGGGUCGAAUUGAAUUCAAAGAAAAGCUGUUGUCUUACAAGGCCCGGGAUAGCGAAAGGGCAAAUUUUUCAACACGCAGUUUUGCUAAGAAGUACAAUUUAGGCGAUCCGAUCGCUGUCAGCUUUUUCUUAUGUCAAUGGGUUAAACCCCUGCCAACGACAACAGCGGAAACUUGGGAAUUGCCCACGGAAUACUGGGACGAUGGAAAUAUGCUCAAUCCUGACAUGGGAUAA
Bemisia tabaci is the source of this 603-nucleotide messenger RNA. The record is from RefSeq and is a predicted model, not a curated record. NCBI's taxonomy places the organism in Eukaryota, Metazoa, Arthropoda, Insecta, Hemiptera, Aleyrodidae.